AUGGAUCACUCCAGAGAUCCCUGCCCCUGGGUUGCUCUUAGCGACUUCGGUGGUGCUUUCUGUAUGGGUGCAAUUGGUGGUGCUGUCUGGCACGGUGUGAAGGGUUUCAGAAACAGCCCCUACGGAGAGCGUCGGAUAGGUGCCAUCACAGCCAUCAAGGCUCGUGCGCCGGUUCUCGGUGGUAACUUCGGUGUUUGGGGUGGUAUGUUCUCGACGUUCGACUGUGCGAUCAAGGGUAUCAGAAAGAAGGAGGAUCCUUACAAUGCUAUCAUCGCUGGUUUCUUCACUGGUGGUGCUUUGGCCGUUCGUGGUGGUGUCAAGGCUGCCAGAAACUCCGCUAUCAUGUGUGCUGUCUUCCUGGCUGUCAUUGAGGGUGUCGGUAUCGGUUUCCAGAGAAUGAUGGCCGACAACACAAAACUAGAGCUUCCUCCUGCCCCUCCGUCCGGCGACAAGGCCGUCGCUUAA
Molecule: messenger RNA, 465 nt
Organism: Aspergillus vadensis CBS 113365
Lineage: Eukaryota; Fungi; Ascomycota; Eurotiomycetes; Eurotiales; Aspergillaceae
Product: protein transporter TIM17
Exons: 4
Coding region: 1-465 (154 amino acids)
Biological process (GO): protein import into mitochondrial matrix
Cellular component (GO): mitochondrial inner membrane; TIM23 mitochondrial import inner membrane translocase complex
Molecular function (GO): transmembrane protein transporter activity
Source: RefSeq, a predicted model, not a curated record